ACGUAAAUAAAUGGAAACCAUGUGCGUCCGACUUUAAACAGAUUUAUCGGAACGAUUCCAGGUUUUUUAGGAUUUGUUCCGUACAGUGAUUAAAAAUCAUAAAAAAAUGCAGAAAUUCAAGCCAAAAGGCCGCACCCCGAAGACCGUUUCGGAGAAGAUUCACGCUCAGCUGACCGGCCAACGAGGACUGGGUUUUGCUGGCCCCGGGUCUGAUUCAUCCGAAGCAGAUGACGAUGACGAUGGAGGAGGUGGUUCCACGCGACCUCGACUGACCGAGUUCGACGAAAAUGACUUGGAGCUGGAGCGGAUAUCGCGCCGAGGACUCAGCGACAUCCGGAAGCAAAACGCGCAACUGUUGGACUCGGUGGAUCAAAAGUACCAGGGUAAGGUUUCGUCGAGGAAAGACGUUUUCGAGGAUGAAAUCGGCUCUGAGGAUUCCGACAAAGAAGACAGAUCGGAUGUAGAGGAUAUGAUGGAAGACGUUGAUGAGUCGGAAGGAGAGCACGAUACCAUUAGGCCCGGAGCAUUUGUGAGAUUGAAGUCACCGGAAAAUUCCAGCGAGCAAGAUGAAGGCUCAGAGUUUGAAGACGAUGUUGAAAGCGAGGAGGAAGAUAGUGGAGAAGAGGACGAUUCCGAGAUCGACGACGAUCAAUUUAACUUGGGAGAUUUCUUGGGAAACUCGAGCAGCCAAAUGCCUUCCCAAAAGUUACUCCAGGACGAAAAUCGCCAGGAAUCGAUACAGAAGGGAAUUUGCGUUCAGAAUCAGCUUCAAAUGUGGGAACGACUUCUGGAGAUGCGCAUAAAAAUGCAAUCCUCUAUUGUAACCGCAAAUUCAUUACCUACGGGAGAAAAGUUCACCGCUUUCCUUCGUGAUGAUAAAUUUAAAGAAACAUCUGAUGGGAUAUUGAAAUCGGUAGAUUCAACCCUUAGCAAUCUACUUGAGCUACAAGGUCUUCUUGCUAGUCGAUUUCCUGAAACUAAAAAUCUUCUUAAACCUGGUAGCAAGAGGAAAUCAAAAGAUUUAUCAGGAAAGAAAGAUGCCAAAACUCGUCGAUUACAUGAGUUUGAAACGACCAUCAGCAAUAACUUUUCCUGUUUCAAACCCUACCGAAACGAUGUCAUUCAAAAAUGGCACGAUCGAGUCAGAGCUUCUAGCAACAUAAAGAAUGCCAACCAAACAAUGAACAUCAUUCGGAAAAUAGAAAGUAGUCUUCUGGCGAAAGACGAAUUGAUCAAGAAAACCCAACAAUACCGAGGGGGUUACGAACUGUUCGAGAAACCGACACAACCGGUGGCAAUCGAUUCGGAAAACUCGAACGAACCGGAACCCGUAUUCAGUGGAGAAAUUUUUGAUGAUAGCGAUUUCUAUCACGCUCUGUUGAGAGAACUGAUCGAGUUCAAGUCGAACACGGUCGAGAACCCUCAGGAGAUUGGGGCCAAAUUGGCCGAACUACAGAAACUUCGCAGUAAGAUGAAGAAACAGGUGGACACCAGGGCUUCCAAGGGGCGUAAAAUUAGAUAUGUCGUUCACAAAAAACUGGUCAACUUUAUGGCCCCGGAAGAUCGCCACGAGUGGACGGAUGAAGCAAAAAAUGAGCUGUUCAGUUCUCUGUUCGGUGGAACGGCCGAGAAUGGAACGGGUUAGUUGACGGAAUCGAACGGAAGACGUUUCGGAAAGCGUUUGAUAUCGUUGUUGUACAUACACAAGACUGAAGAAGGUAAGCUUAAGUUUAGUUUGAAUAACUGUGAAUUUAUCAGCUAGGGGAAGUAGAACAACAAAAGUCAACUUUGAUUUAUUUUAUUACAAAAUAUACCGAUUUUUACAAUAAGUUUCAAGUUUAUUUUCUCUAUUCGCCUGUCACGUGUGUGCUUUCUAAAAUAGUCCAGAAUAGAUAUUGGCUACACACAGCUCCCUAAACUCUUUAACUGUCCAAGUUUUGCCUAUGUACAUAUUUUUUUUUCUAACCUCGAAAAGUUUUAUCUGUUAAGUUUGAAAAAAAAAAUCACUGGAUAUCUGAA
Uranotaenia lowii is the source of this 2019-nucleotide messenger RNA. RefSeq names its product protein Aatf (gene Aatf). The transcript has 3 exons. Gene Ontology annotation, cellular component: nucleolus; nucleus. The coding region runs from base 107 to 1645 and encodes 512 amino acids. Lineage: Eukaryota; Metazoa; Arthropoda; Insecta; Diptera; Culicidae. Gene Ontology annotation, biological process: regulation of transcription by RNA polymerase II. The record is from RefSeq and is a predicted model, not a curated record.